CUUUUUGGUUCUAAAGUGUUGAGUGCUCACAGCCUUCAAAAGGGUACAGUGGGGUAAAACUUAGGGGAAAUAAAUAAAAAACUAAAAAACAUUUAUGUACUUUUAUUUUAAAGCUAUAAUAACAGUCUAGAGAUUCUGUUAUUUAAAAACUAUUUCAAGAAACUUUUUUAACAAAAUGUCUAAGCGCUAUUCCAAAAUCGGUUGAAAUGUUUACAAGUAAAUAUUCUGGUACGAUAAAGCGAUCACCACUGUAAACUAGACCGAAUCCCAGCAAGACAUUUGGAAAGGGGUGCCAUGAGCCACCAUGGCGAGCGAUAUCAGCAAGAGUCCAAAUCAAAUCUAGCCAGCGAAUUGAGUGAAAUAUGGAAAUGCGGCGAUGAGAAAGCCAAACCAGAACGAAAAAAAACCGCGAGCGGCAAAAUAUUUGAGAGUGCAGCAACGGAUUAAAUCCACCGGACAAUUGUGGCAAAUUAGAUGGGAUGAGCAGAAUGGUGCAGACUCUGGCCGAGUGGAUCAGUCACCGAGCAAACGAGAUUCGCACAGCAACUGGAAACCAUCCAUCAGCAGCAGAAGCACAAGCGAUCGCGAUCUCCGCCAGAAAUAUAUCCAUUUGUUAUCCGGAGAGUCAUGCAGGUCAAGUGCCUGAUCAUCUGCCUCGCUUUGGGGCUGCUCAUGCUGGCCACGCCCCUUUGCGAGGCGCGUCGUGGGCGUGGCCGUGGACGAACCAAGUCCAGGGUGCAGAUCGGUCUGCCAAUUACCGGAAAAUAUCGCGAUCCCGAGUCCGAUCAGUACUAUAACAAUAAUAAUGGCGCCAAAAUCCUGCAAGCCUCACAUUUUGAUCUUGAGUACGUUUUGGGCCACAAGAUCGCCUUUCUUUGUGUGGCCAAGGGCAAUCCUCGACCUCAUAUCACUUGGUACAAGGAUGGAGCAGAGAUCUACCAGCACCUCUACAUGCACGUCCACGAAUGGCGCAUCGGCGAUGACAAGGUCAAGUCGAAGAUUGAGAUUGACCCUGCCACUCAAAUGGACGCCGGACUCUAUGAGUGCACUGCCGACAACAUGUACUCCAUCGAUCGGCGCAGUUUCAAGACAGAUUUCUCCAUCGCCUUCGACUGAGCGGAUCGAACUUCAACUUCAAAGUGCUUUCAAUUGUUUGAUUCCAAAGAUUUUUUUAACUUGGCAAGAUUUGAAUAUGAAAUUAAACAUCGGAUUAUGCAGAAACAAUUAAGUCAAGUCUAAUAUCAAGUUGUACAAUCCAUUUCAAAAUAUAACUUGUUAAAAAGUUUGAAACUAUUGUACAGUUUAAGAAGUCUUGUAAUGUAAUUGAUUUGAACAUAACUUUUAUAUAAAGCUGAUUAUAUAACACAAAUUAAAUAUUUCUCAAAGUUCUAACUUUAUA
Drosophila ficusphila is the source of this 1399-nucleotide messenger RNA. RefSeq names its product immunoglobulin domain-containing protein oig-4. Lineage: Eukaryota; Metazoa; Arthropoda; Insecta; Diptera; Drosophilidae. The transcript has 2 exons. The coding region runs from base 628 to 1116 and encodes 162 amino acids. The record is from RefSeq and is a predicted model, not a curated record.